This is a messenger RNA of Rhinichthys klamathensis goyatoka, 3113 nucleotides long. RefSeq names its product kinesin family member 9 (gene kif9). The transcript is spliced from 20 exons. Bases 58 to 2505 code for a protein of 815 amino acids. NCBI's taxonomy places the organism in Eukaryota, Metazoa, Chordata, Actinopteri, Cypriniformes, Leuciscidae. Gene Ontology annotation, molecular function: ATP binding; microtubule motor activity; microtubule binding. Gene Ontology annotation, biological process: microtubule-based movement. The record is from RefSeq and is a predicted model, not a curated record.
UUCCAACAACAGCUAGGCUAUUAUGUGUUGUGCUAUCGCACAGGAUACACAGGAAUCAUGAGUUCGCAGGGCUCUCCAGUAAAGGUGUAUAUUCGCAUCCGACCCACAGCCAAUUUUGCGCACAAGCUUAUUGAAUGCCUACCUGACCAGCAGACUUUGAGAGUAUGGUCCAAGAAAGGAAAGAGGAACAAUCAUCAGAGCUCAUGGUUAUUUCAGCUGAAUGGAGUGCUGCACAAUGCGUCACAAGAGGACAUCUAUGAUGGUGUAGCCCGGAGUGUAGUGCUGGGAACCUUUGGGGGCUACAAUGGUUGGUCAUUCAAAUGCAUACAUAUAAUAUCUGAAAUCACAAACAUUUACAGAGGCAGUUUCUACUUUGAAAUAAAAUGUUUAGGAAAGCCAUUUGUGUGUUUAGGUACAAUAAUGUGCUUUGGGCAAACUGGAGCGGGGAAAACAUACACUAUGACAGGUGCCGCAGAGACUUACAAACAGAGAGGCAUCAUUCCUCGAGCCCUACAGGAGGUUUUCCAGGAGGUGGUGGAUCGUGUAGAUCAUACAUUCUCUGUUCACCUUUCUUUUCUGGAAAUCUAUAAUGAGACAAUAGUAGACUUGCUCUCCAGCUUAAAGCAUGGAAAAGGUUCACAUAGUGGAGUCUUAACUGUGGUAGAAGAACCAGGAGGUGGAGUCUCAGUCAAAGGAUUGUCUUUACAUCUGGUUCACAAUGAAGAGGAGGCUCUUAACCUGCUUUUUGAGGGGGAGAUGAACAGAAUUAUUGGAGAACAUGCCCUUAAUAAACAUUCCUCCAGGUCUCACUGCAUAUUUACCGUCCACAUUGAGUCUCGCUCUCGCACACUGUCAGAAGCAAAAUACAUCACCUCUAAACUGAACCUGGUGGACCUGGCGGGAUCUGAGAGACUUAGCAAAACUGGGUCAGAGGGUCAAGUCCAAAUGGAGGCAAUGUAUAUCAACAAGUCCCUUUCUUUCCUGGAGCAGGUCAUCUUGGCUCUUGCUGACAGUCGUAGGGAACAUGUUCCCUUUAGACAGUGCAAACUUACCCAUGCUCUCAAAGACUCACUUGGAGGAAACUGUAACACAGUGCUUGUGGCAAACAUAUAUGGUGAAGGGGCACAAAUUGAAGAGACGCUUUCAACUCUUCGCUUUGCCACCAGAAUGAAAUGUGUGAAGACAAAGCCAUUAAUCAAUGAACAUGUCGACCCAGUGCUUCAGGUGCAAAGACUAGAGAAAGAAAUCCAGUUUCUUAAGGAGGAGCUGUCUAUGUGUAACAAACUGACUAAUCGGGUUUCUAAUGAGAUCCUGUCAGAAACCCAGGUGGAGGAAGUGAGGAGUCAGGUGCAGAGAUACCUGUCUGGAUCACUGGUUGAGAUUCCGAUUGUAAGCAUUACACAAAUCCAAGAGGUGUUUGCCCAGUUCAAAAAAGUGGUGUUGGAGCAGCAAACAAAAUUGCGAGAGCAACUCUGUCCGAGAAAUGCUCGCGUAGAGAAAGCCAUGAACACAACACCAUUUACUGUUGCAGAGGCGCAGGGGUCUAUUUGUGCUGUUGGAAAGGUGGAGAGCUGUGGAUAUGGCCUAGGUUUAGCUAAAUCUUCACAGAGACAUCAACGAGAAGUGUCACCUAAACCAAGUAAAGCAAGAAAAGACAAACAGAUCAGCAGAAAGGAAGGAGCAUUGAGCCAGUGGCCUGUGGAAAACACAACUGUAGAAGCCGCACAGCCUCUAAACAUGAGUGAAUCUGACAUGACCACACAAGAGCCCCAACGACAAGAUCCAGAACAACAACACAGAACUGACUCUCCUCCGCCCAAAGCGGAGGCAUUUGAAGAUUUCAAAGCACAACGGGGAAGUGAGAUUAACCGCAUACUAAAAGAGAACAAGGCUGUGCUGUUGGACCGCACGUCCCAAUUACGCACACUCACUGAUGUCAUCAAUGUGACUAAACGGGAUCUUGACAAUAUUACAUAUGAACUACAACAGUUCAGAGAGCGAAGACAAAGCCAGGGUCAGUUUGUGAGUGCGGAGGGGGAGCCUGUGAUGGAAGAGGCUGAACUGUCUCUAUUGAUGCAGCUAAAAGAGCUGAAGAACCGUUAUAGACAAGCCUAUGAGGACCUCAGAUGCACAAAGACAGAAGUCAGCUACUGUCAGCACCUGGUGAAUCAGUGCCGCACACGGCUGCUAACAGAGUUUGAGAGCUGGUACAAUGAGUCUUUCCUGUUGCCGGAUGAAGUGCUGUCCGUCUUAGAGGCUGGACCAGUUAGGCCAGGUCACAUACCUGUGGACAAAGCUUUAGCUCUGAUGGAGGAUGAUGAAGAGCAUUGUGAUGCUCCCUGUCAUAAGCUGCAGGCAGACAGUUCCAGUGCUGUGUCAUUUUAUAAUGCCUACAACAGGACUCUACAGAGGAGGGGAAGCAGACAGGCUUCUCAGAGUCCAGACUCAGUGAGAGGCAGCAGGAGUAAGAUAAAACUCUGUUCUAUUCUCUCAAUCAUCCGAUGAAGGCGUCUGUACGCUCAGUCUCACUCUUUACACUUUCUGAAGCAUGUUUCCAUGGAUGUUAGAAAUUGGUAGAACACGAAAACACCUGCUAUCUGAAAGCUGCUUGUGCUGUAUAAUGUGCGAAUCUGUAUUGUUCAAUCACAAAGACAAUCUGUCUAUAAAAUGUUUGGAUCACUUUUCAGGUUGAAUGUGUAAUGCGUAUUUUUGACUGUACAUUGUUAUUGGUAUGUACUUGUUACACUUGACAGUAUAUUUCUCCACUUUAAGAAAACAGCAGUUUGCGCUAAUCAGAGGCAAAAACAACCUCAGUACAUCAGGUUGUUAAAUGAAAAGUAAACUUUAUUAUUCCUGAACCACAAAAUAGACUUCUUUGGUUGUACAAAUUCACUAGUUACAGUCCUGAAUGAGCUCUAUUCCCAGACCUUUUGUCCCACCCCCUUUAGCAAAAAACAAACAAACAAAAAACAAUCCUCCCCACCAAGACAGGAAAACAAUAAGAGCUCAAACUCGUUUGCUCCGAAAAAGUAAAAAUGUAGUGAAUCCCAUUAUCUCAUUGGUUACAGAAAACCAACUUCUCUUUUUUUCUCUCAAACUACAUAAAAAAUAAA